Messenger RNA from Sabethes cyaneus, 2634 nucleotides. RefSeq lists its product as uncharacterized. The transcript is spliced from 3 exons. Gene Ontology annotation, molecular function: catalytic activity. The record is from RefSeq and is a predicted model, not a curated record. Lineage: Eukaryota; Metazoa; Arthropoda; Insecta; Diptera; Culicidae. Bases 1 to 2634 code for a protein of 877 amino acids.
AUGAGGUUAGGGCUAAAAACACAUUUGGGUUUAGAUACUGCACACCCAUUGAAUCAGUCUCGACGAUUCCAGUACUGCUCAGAACAACAAGGCUGCACAUCUCUAAUCCCCAAAUUUGAUGCUGAAUCGGGCGAGUCUCCUUCCUCACCGCUUGAUGUCGAUGGGAUCAUCGCUGAGUCAGUCGUUUCACUUCGUCCAAACUUAAUGGAUCCAAUUCGAACCGCAGCAACGUUACCCCUUGCACUUGACAAUUCUUCGGUGGAGCACCGCUUUGUUUGUUCAGGUAAAUUGCAAAAUAGUAUAUGUUUAGCCGAAGCUACGCAAGGUGCUGCACCCCCAUUGAAUGAAUAUCGACGAUUCCAGAAUCGCACAUCAAAUAUCACAACUACGCCAGCUUUGCUCUCGUCUUCGGCAGACCCUGCUUGUUCCCGACUUCUUCAAAGCACUACAAUCGGCUUCUAUUAUCAAAACACUAGAGGGCUGCGAACCAAAGUGGAAGAUUUUUAUGUUGCUGCAUCUGAUGCUGAGUAUGACGUUAUCGUUCUAACGGAAACCUGGCUGAAUAGUGAGAUUCAAUCAGCUCAGCUUUUCGGUCAGGAGUACACUGUUUUUCGUAAAGAUCGUGACCCCAUACGGUCUGGAAAAUUAAGAGGUGGCGGGGUUUUGAUUGCGGUCCGUAAUCGGCUAAUUUUUUCUCGCUCUACAGUUCGAGUUGAUGAAGAUAUCGAGCAGUUGUGGAUAAACAUAGAUGGGAAUGGAAGAACAAUACAUGUUGGUGUAGCAUACGUCCCGCCUGAUCUCGCAGUUGAAGUAGACGUAAUUAGAAGGCUUAUUAACUCAGUUGACGCUGUUGUAAACUCCUCUGGAAUGACUGAUAUGCACUUGUUGUUUGGUGACUUUAAUCAGCCCGGUUUAACAUGGUCCGACUCGGGUGCCGCCAACAUAGUGUUCCCAGAUCCGCUUAAAUCAACGUUCUCAACGUCCAGCGUAGUCCUCCUAGACGGACUUUCUGUACUGAAUUUCAAGCAACUGAAUGCGGUUAAAAAUGUGAAUGGUAGAACACUGGAUCUUCUUUUCGUAGAUGAAGAUGCUGCACCGUGUUGUGAACUUUCGGAAUCCGUUGAGCCCUUAACCCGCAUCGACCCGCAGCAUCCUCCUCUCUAUGCUGCUCUCUCGUGUGUCGCUCCGGUUCAUUUCGAGGAUUUAGACGACGACAGAGAAUUCGAUUUUAAACGUGCUGAUUUCGAAUCUCUUAACGAAGCCAUCUCAGCUGUUGAUUGGUCUCCAUUGUAUGCAGCGGCGAAUGUCAAUGAUUCUGUGGAACUUUUGAUAUCAAUUCUUACCCAACUGUUUCGAAUUUACGUUCCGCCUCCCCGACCACGACGGAAGCCACCCUGGUCAAACGGUACACUGAGAAAAUUAAAACGCGAAAGAGCCGUCGCGCUCCGGAGAUAUUCUAGAAAUCGAAAUGCCUUUGCUCAACGUGUGUUCGCGACAGCGAGCACUAGAUAUAAAAGUUAUAACCGUGCACUGUAUGCUAGGUAUGUUCGGCGUACACAAACAAAUCUCAAAAAUAACCCAAAACUUUUCUGGGCAUUCGUUAACGACAAACGCAAGGAAAGUGGUCUCCCGUCCACUAUGUUUCUUGGUGAAGAGCAUGCAGAUUCAGUCGACAGCAUAUGCAAUUUGUUUGCAAAGCACUUUUCGAGCGUGUUUGACGGAGAAUUCAUCAGCAAUCAACAAGUUGAGAGCGCUUUGCAAAAUACGCCCUUUGAUGUGCUGGACUUCCACGUGGGUCAGUUCUCCAACAUGGAUAUUGAAGCUGCUAUCAGAGGAAUUAAACCGUCCGCUGCUGCAGGGCCUGAUGGAAUCCCUACGCUUGUUUUGAGAAGAUGUGCGGAAGCUCUCUGCGAACCAUUGCGUUUCAUCUGCAACCGUUCAGUAAGCCAAUCUACAUUUCCGGACCGUUGGAAGAGCUCGAUCAUGUUUCCAGUGUUUAAGAAGGGAGAAAAGCGGAAUAUCUCUAAUUACCGUGGCAUAACAUCACUAAGCGCAGGAUCCAAGCUGUUAGAAACGCUAAUCAGUAAGCAGCUUAUACAAGCCGUUAAAUCGUAUAUUUCAACCGAUCAGCACGGCUUCUUUCCUGCAAGAUCUAUUUCCACAAACUUAGUACAAUUCACGUCACAUUGUAUGGUGAGUAUGGACGAAGGUAUCCAGGUUGAUACCGUCUACACGGAUCUGAAAUCAGCGUUUGACAGAGUCAAUCAUAAGAUUUUAGUCGCCAAAAUCGACCGGUUAGGUGCUCCAGCUAGCUUUGUGCAGUGGGUAACAUCAUAUCUUGCCAAUCGACGAAUGCGUGUGAAACUGGGAUCCCACGAAUCGAAUGAUUUUGGAAGUGAUUCUGGUGUACCACAGGUCGGUUCGUCAAAUUCCAAAUGCUCUUCAACGGUCGUGAAUGCACGGAUGCAUGCUGAGACUGGUUCGUGGUAUCCAAACACCGUUCGAUGGAAAAUUGGUUGUAAUAACGUCGUAUUCCGAAGAGAUCUACCUGUGACUGCUGAAGUUUCCGUCGUCGUUCUAGAGUAUCUAAGCCCAAUAGCCGGCAUCUAUCAGGAUACAAUGGCAAAUUAUUAG